This is a messenger RNA of Candidula unifasciata, 849 nucleotides long. The record is from the annotation of a GenBank genome assembly. NCBI's taxonomy places the organism in Eukaryota, Metazoa, Mollusca, Gastropoda, Stylommatophora, Geomitridae.
AUGAGUCGGUCUGGAGCAGAAAUCCGUCGAAGUGAGAACCAGUCUAAAGUUAUCCAAGAUCGAGUCACAAAAAUUGAACAGCAUCUAGGACAGCUCUGUGAUAUAGCUUCCUCCUACACACGAAAAACAGCCAGGCUGCGAGAUAAAGGGGAUCUGCUGGCUAAAGAGCUCAUUGGGAUCUCUGAGGUUGAGAAAUGGAACCCGACACUAAGCACAGGCUUGGCCAAAUUUGCGGAGACUUUGUCAGCAGUUCAGGAUUAUAGAGAAGCAGAGGUGAAGAGGCUGGAAGGCAAGAUAAUCACACCUCUGGUCAACUAUGGUCUCCUGUGCAAACAGACAAAGAAUGACCUAAAAUCUGCAUUUGCUGCCAGAGACCGGGAAGUCAACCAGAAGAAAAAACUACAAACUUUACAGAACAAAAACCCUGCAGAUCGACACAAAAUUCUUGAAGCUGAGCUACAGAGAGCCAGUCUGGAUGCCUCCCGUGCCAGCAAGGCAUUGGAGCAACAGAUAGACAAGUUUGAAGAGAGGAAGCUGCAGGACCUCAAGAAAAUCUUGCGAGAGUUUGUAACCAUAGAAAUGCAUUUUCACGCCAAAGCUUUGGAGUUGUAUACACAGAGCUUCCAGACAUUGGACCAUAUAGACCCAGAGGCUGAUUUGGAGGAAUUCAGACGACAGCUGAGACCAGAAGGAACUAUGAGGGCAGAUAUUGCUAGAUCAACUUCACAGGCAUCGCUGGAUUCCAGGCAAAACUCUACAGGGAACAACACACCAAGGAGAUUACCUCCCAAACAGCUAACACCAACUCACGCUGACAACCGCAAGAGGAUUGUCCCUCCAACUCCUCAG